CGGAGGAUUCCAGUUGUUACAGCCAGGAUGAGCCGUGCAUCGAAAAGUGGUCUCGCAGCUGACAUUGAGCGAAAACUUGAACAUCAAUAUGAUGCAACAGAAGCACGAGGUACCCCAGAUGCCGUCAGAAUGUGGAUUCUAGCUACUCUGGGGGAGAAAAGCGAUGUUGUUAAAAAUGAUUUCAAAUCCAUAGCUGCAUAUUUGAAAGACGGCACUGUCCUUUGCAGGUUCAUCAACGUACUGUUGAAGUCUGACGGAAAAGCUCCAGUAGGCUUCCAGAAGAAGUGUGCAUCUCCUUUUGUAGCUAUGACAAACAUCGAGAAUUUCAACAAAGGUGCUACAGAUUAUGGUUUAGGCAAAGAAGCUCUUUUCCAAACAACAGAUUUAUACGAGAGUCGAAAAGGACCCUUCCUCAACGUCAUCAACUGUCUCCAUAGCUUGGGAAGCUUGGCCAAUGGCAAAGAUUUUGAAGUAAAAUACACAGGAGUCGAUGAACCAACCUUGGACAGAGAUUAGAUAGAUCACACCUUUUUUUUAUUCUUCUACCGCCUAUCUUUGUAUAGAUAUUAGACUUAGCCAGUACCCACGACGGAGUCCACUCGAUGUUCGACAGUGCAUAUUCCACAGUUUCCCGUGUUGGAUCCACUGUUAAUAUACUCAACAACAUCUUUUACAAUAACUCCAAGUAGUGUACCAGAAUCCACUUUAAAGCUACUUUUUUUUUUUAAAUUUAUAUUACUUAUAUCCACUAUAUUAUCUAUUCCUUUUCACAGACUACCCUUUAUAAUCGUCAGCGAUAUCUUUUUUAUUUUUAUUAUCAAAUUAAUAUUUAUUUAUUGCUUACGUUUUUUUUAGUUUUUUUUUAAUUUAUAUCAUACACAAUAAGGGAGAUAAAUAAUAAUAAACAUAUAUAUUCUUUAUUUAAUUGCAUCUGUCAUAUGUCCUUGCUAUAUGUAGCCGGGCUGGUAAAAGACAUACAACACUGUGUACUUCUUAAUAAAUGUUAUUCAGUUA
Patella vulgata (common limpet) is the source of this 1014-nucleotide messenger RNA. RefSeq names its product transgelin-2. The transcript is spliced from 5 exons. Gene Ontology annotation, molecular function: protein binding. The coding region runs from base 28 to 516 and encodes 162 amino acids. Lineage: Eukaryota; Metazoa; Mollusca; Gastropoda; Patellidae. The record is from RefSeq and is a predicted model, not a curated record.